Prunus mume (Japanese apricot) is the source of this 525-nucleotide messenger RNA. NCBI's taxonomy places the organism in Eukaryota, Viridiplantae, Streptophyta, Magnoliopsida, Rosales, Rosaceae. The record is from RefSeq and is a predicted model, not a curated record.
AUGGAUUGCAAUAAUUUUCUCGGCUGGAAAUCUCAGUUUGAAGAUGUACUAGAACUACAUGAUCUUGAAGAUGUGAUUCAGACAGAAACCCAUCCUCAAAAGAAACUUCCUGAUGCUUCUCUCAAUCUAGCCUAUUCAAAAGACAAACUAGUCUUAAGCUGGAUCAAGGCCACAGCUUCACCCUCUAUUAAGACCCUCUUGAUUCCAUGCUCCACGGCAUAUGAGGCAUGGACGCUACUUGAAAAACGACUCUCACCCUUGUCCAAAACUCACAUUCGUACCCUGCGGGAUCAAAUAUGGGCUCUCAAAAAGGAUCCAGAAAAGUCAGUGGCUGAGUACUUGAUCCAUGCCAACUCUCUCUUUGAUUCUCUCACUGCGGCUGGCACCUCAAUGUCUGAUGGAGAGCUUGUUGAUUAUAUACUCAAUGGCCUGGGCCAUGAAUAUAAAGAAUUUACUACCUCCCUUCAUCUUCAACCCUCUAUGACCUUUGAUGAAUUUUAUGAUUUGUUAAUACAGGAAGAAUAG